Acanthamoeba castellanii str. Neff is the source of this 1017-nucleotide messenger RNA. RefSeq names its product opioid growth factor receptor (ogfr) region protein, putative. The transcript is spliced from 4 exons. Gene Ontology annotation, molecular function: opioid growth factor receptor activity. Bases 1 to 1017 code for a protein of 338 amino acids. NCBI's taxonomy places the organism in Eukaryota, Discosea, Longamoebia, Acanthamoebidae. The record is from RefSeq and is a predicted model, not a curated record. Gene Ontology annotation, cellular component: membrane.
AUGGGAGCACAAAACGCAAAGGCCGACUUGGAGGAGUACAGAGCGGGCUACCCCACCCAGCAAGACGACCCCCGCCAGAAGGACAAUCUUCGUUUCUACAAGGGCGAGAUCAAGUCGGUGCCUUCCGGCGACUUCAUCGACAAGAUACAUGAGGAGUGGUUUGGCAACUACGCCCUGCUCGAACGCCACCACGGCUACAUCCAAUGGCUGUUCCCCAUCCGCGAGCACGGCAUGAACAUGCAGAGCCAGGUUCUCCAGCUCCACGAAAUCGAGGGCAUCAAAGCCGACCCUGAGUGCGGGAGGCGAAUGGUGCGCUCGUACGAGCUGAUGCUCGAGUUCUACGGCAUGAAGCUUAAGAACGCCGAGACCGGCGAGCUGGAGCGGUCCGAGAACUACAAGGCGCGCUACCGCAACCUCAACACGUCGGGCCACAACUACCUCCGCAUCACGCGCAUCCUCAAGAGCCUGGGCGAGCUGGGCUUCGAGCACCUCAAGUUCAACUUCCUCGCCUUUGUGGCCGACGAGAUCUGGACCCACGGCGAGCUCAAGAACUGCAAGAGCUCGAUCGAGAACUACUGGACCGGCACCCUGCGCGACGACACCCAGCGCGCCGAGAUGGAGAAGCGAAUCAGCGACUUCAAGAAGGCGGCCGGCGAAGACGACGAGGACCGGUUCUCGGCCUACCGUCGUGGCGGCCCCCAGCAGCGAUACGGCGGCGGCGCUGGCGCUGGUGGCGCUGGUGGCCGAAGCGCGGGCGCGGGCGUGCCGGCGCGAAAGCCAGUGUAUGCGGACAGCGACAGCGACAGCGAUGAUGAGGACGAGGUGGAUACAGAGGAAGAUGAUGACGCGCAGGCCAACCCUCCUGCCAGCAACGAGAAGGCGAAGACGAAGGUCGCCCCCGCCGCUCCGGUCCGGGCCAACCCUCCCGCCAACAAGAAGGAGCAGGACAGCGAGAGUGAUGACGAGGGAGAAGCGGAGGAGGAAGAGGUCGCUUCGCCAGCCAACGCCAACGCCUGA